CGACGUUCCCGACCCAUAAUAAACCCUCCAUGAAGCCCACAAAGCGUUAGCGCCUUCACGGGACACACCGAAAUCUCCCUUCGUUUGGGAAACUCAAUCACAAGCGUUCCUUCCUAUCUGCCUAUGUAGUUUCACACUACCCGAGACGUUGAGCAGGGACUAGUGGUGCUUUGAUUUUGAGUUUGUCUACAUCGCAUACGUCUUCUCACGCCUUCGUGUUUACCAGAGAAUCAGCAGGUCUUGAAGUCUUGGCACCCGCCAAUUUCCGAUUGGCACCAUGGCGUCACACUCCUGGGAACAACUCGUCACAUUUACCACGGAUUCAGUCGGGCUUGAACGUACCUUCAGACUAUUUCACUCCGUCGCCCAAAUUAUAGCUUCAUUUCCUUCCAUCUUGGGUCUGGUUAUCUACUUUCUGGAGUACAGCACAUCUAAACCUCAUUCGCCCGUGGUGACGAAAUCACUCCUGCUCGCCCUCAUCCAGCGCCUAGCAUUAGGCCGGCGGUUCAUUCGACUAUUCCGCUUCUUGGAAUCGUUCCAUUCCGCCCAUGCCCUCUAUAUGAACAUCUCUCAGCCCCAAACACCCAAAGCCUCGCGGGAUCCCACAUGGGUCCAGACCGAGGCUUGGUUGGACGUCUUUGGGCGCACAUUCAAUGGCAUGUAUCUACUUCUCGAAGCCACGACCAUCGUCAAUGCAUUGCAGAUUGAUGGGCUCGCUAUUUGGACUCAGGAAUUGGAGCGUACCAUCACCGUUGAAGGUCAACGCUUCUGGCUCUUAUCCCUAGUUUGCGGCGUCCUUUCGGGGCUGCUGAAAAUGGUCCAGGUCAUGGCCUACACUCCUGUUCCGGCCACGGGCGAUGGGUUCUCUCAUGGAAAAGUGGAGGGCCAUAAUGAAACCGAGAAGGAAAAGACAGACGACCCAGAGGUGUUCGACAUGAAGAAGGAGCAGGAGCGCCUUCGAAAUAUCGCCAAGGACAGAAAGAAGGCGAGAGGGCUAUGGAUUCGCGAGGUGCGGGGCAAGAUACAUGGGCUGGGCAGAAUGGUCGUGGCGAAUGCUCUCGAUAUUGUCCUGCCUGGCACGGUAGUUGGUUGGAUCAGAUUGGAUCCUGGGACAGUUGGUAUCGCGAUGUUUAUUACGACUAUACUGACCGGGAAGGAAGUUUGGGAGCGUUGUGGGCGGGAGGUCGCAGCUAGCAAAUAAGACGUUCGCCAUGGCAAAUGCCCACCGGCUACGAGCACGAAUACUUCACGAUGAAAGUCGAUACCAGAUGUGGGCGACUGGCGAAAUGGUUGGCUUAGAACAACAGGAGCUGAUAAAGUUGACGAAGACAAGAUAUCUGAAUUUACCGAAUUGCAUUACUUACCGA
Molecule: messenger RNA, 1367 nt
Organism: Pseudomassariella vexata
Lineage: Eukaryota; Fungi; Ascomycota; Sordariomycetes; Amphisphaeriales; Pseudomassariaceae
Product: peroxisomal biogenesis factor 11
Exons: 2
Coding region: 278-1201 (307 amino acids)
Biological process (GO): peroxisome fission; regulation of peroxisome size
Cellular component (GO): peroxisomal membrane
Source: RefSeq, a predicted model, not a curated record